CUCUUUCAUCUUAGUAUUUCGCGUCCAAUUCCAUCUCACCUAGAUGCUUUCCGGUAACUGAAACCAUCACCUUACUCUCCUAACCUGGAUGAAGCCGAGCUUACUGCAGACUGCUGUGCGUCCUAGGUCUCGACAGCGCCAGCAUCGUAGCCAGGAGCAUUCACAUGACACAUGGGCCACAAACGAAGCCAAGUGGACCAAGCCUCCUUUUCAAGUGAAUCACGGGAUAUGCUCAUUGAGUCCUUAACCAUGGUAGCGUGGUACGUGUAUGCAGUCAGCGUCGCUUCGCUCUCCGCGGAAUACCCGCGGAAUCUUGGCAUGUCCCUCAAGACAAGUUUCCUAAGGAUCCAAGUGAUUCAUAACUAUCUACUGGAAAAUCCUGUCAAUAUUUCUAUUUUUGCAGUUCUAUCGUGGUUCUCUAUCGAUCGCAUCCAUCUACCGGAUUACUAUGCCCGCUUCUGGCAAACGAGAGCGAUCCAGUCGCAAGGGACAAUACUCAUGUAACUUCUGCCGUUCGCGCAAGCUUCGUUGCGAUCGGCCACUACCAUGUACAAGUUGCAGGUCUAGAGGAAAGGUAUGCACGUUCGAUCCUACUCCCGCGGCACUCAACACCCAAGACCCUCAUACACCAGCUUCAGUCGCGGUUACGCCCAAAUAUCAACCAUUAGAGCGGACUGUGAAGACGACUUCACCUGCACCAGAGGAGUCUGAACUUCUUCAUGAGAUACGUGUGCUUCAAACUCGUGCGAAUGAGUUAGAGAAGCAUAUCGUGAGGAGCACUGUCCCCGUCCAGCAUUUAGGCCACAGUGACAGCGAGACCUUCUUGUCACAGUCCAGUCUGAACCUUGCGGAAGAAUACUCCAAAAUCACCGGACAGUCCGAGAUCUACAGGGUAAAAAACAUAGUCGACCAUCUCGAGUCUGUCUCGAUGGGGCAAAGCUCUCUCGAAUCUUUCUUUACAGAUGAGUUGGACUUCAAAAUUGGAAAGCUUCGAUCGAUACCACAAGCACCCGCUUUCACAAUACAAAAUGGAAGGCUAGUGCCGUGUAUAUGGCUGCCACUACGGGAAGAGGUCAUGAAGCUGCUCGAUUACUACGUCACAGAGCUCAACUACAUUCAGCACGUCACGCAUUAUCCCUCGCUAGCAGCUACAUUUAACGAAGUGUACGACCAGAUCGAAAGUUUUGAACUUGUUCAGUCUGGCAAGGUUGUUCUUCUGCUUGGUAUCAUCGCUCAUACGACGCAUGUUUGGACCGCGCCGAAGAACUUGGAAAGCGAGCUCCCCUUGUUUCUAUCUUCGUCGCAAGCCCGUUCUCAAACAUCCGUUUGGAUCAAAGCCACAUAUACAGCACUGAAUGCUAGCCAAGAAAGCAGUGCAUUAGUGUUAGAGACCAUACAAGGCAUCGCCAUCUUGUCAUACGUUAUCUGCAAUAUGGAGGGUGUUUCAUUACGAUAUCGGUGCUUGAUAUCGACUGGUUUGUUACUUGGCCGUGAACUGGGUCUCCAUCGAACCGACCAUGAAUCCAAUAUUACUACGGCAGGAACGCUCAAAGCUGAGAUUGGUCGUCGUGUUUGGUGGUAUCUGACUUCUACAGAUUGGCUACUUGCAGCAAGAUACGGUGGAUCUGGCGAAAACGUAUACCAGUCUAACCCGCUGCAUAUGCACGUGAAUAAGCCACUGAACACCAACGACGUUGACUUAUCUACCGAUGAGCCCCAGCAAUCCCGACCAUUAUCACAACAGACAGAUAUGUCGUACUUCCUUCAGCGCAUCCGUCUAUCAGAAAUCUCACGUAACAUUGUCGAUCAAAUCAACUCCGACCCAUCCAAUCGCCGCGCUAACAUUAUGGCAAUGGAUCGCCAGCUCGUCGAAAUGAUGAAUGAAGUUCCUGCAUUUUUGCUGCUGAACGGUUACCAGGACACCAACGGCUGUACAAACUCGAACCACUCGUUCGUCCAAGCCUAUUUCCUCAACACUCUUCUCCACACCCAACGCUGCAAACUUCAUCUAGCAACUCUCACGCGCACAUCCACCAUGGAUCCAACAUACACGUCCUCUCAUGCCGCAUGUCUCCAAUCAGCGCGUCAGUUACUUCAUAUCGAGACAACACUUCUACGUUCUCAAAACCCCUUCGCGCGCCGCCCCCAGCGACCUCCAGCCGGUCUGUACAGUAUCUUCGUUGCCACUAUCACUCUACUUAUGGAUGUUUGUCUCAACAAGCCAAGUGAAAUACCAGCCGUACUUCAAGCAGGUGACCUAGUGGAAGGCCUACAGAUGAUAGCAGAUGCAAGGGAAGAUUCACUGGCAGCGGCGAAACUAUACGAGUCAUUCAUGCAGAUCCUGGGGAGAUAUGCAGAUACUCAACACCCAGCAGAGCACAACUUGAGUGCGACAGACAUUCACGCUACUGCAGGGACACUCUCGGGUUUACCGUCGGAUGCUUUGCGAGAACAGCAGUCGUAUUCUUCGCAGAUAAACGACGCAAUACAUCUCGACCUGGUUGAAUGGGAUGAUCUGUUCUCCAGCGUUUCUUCAUCCCCGUUCUUUUGAGUUGGAACAGAGAACACGACGUCAAAAGGAGCUGCAAAGAGUGAGCAUUUUUACCACUUCAGGCCCUACAGUUCUAUUCUGGAAUUGGUCAAAUCUCGUUAGAUAUCAUCAAAUGCCGUACUCAACCUUCAGUAUCGAUACGGUCUUCUUAGACGCCACAUUAUGCCAACCACCACACAUAUCUGAGGAUUAGGCAAUCAACGUGGCCCCACCUGCCACCACUUCACUUUGCUCUAUCAAAGUAGAAAUUUGUUUCGUCCAUAUCAGCA
This is a messenger RNA of Alternaria alternata, 2820 nucleotides long. RefSeq lists its product as hypothetical. The transcript has 2 exons. Bases 449 to 2551 code for a protein of 700 amino acids. Gene Ontology annotation, biological process: regulation of DNA-templated transcription. Gene Ontology annotation, molecular function: zinc ion binding; DNA-binding transcription factor activity, RNA polymerase II-specific. Lineage: Eukaryota; Fungi; Ascomycota; Dothideomycetes; Pleosporales; Pleosporaceae. The record is from RefSeq and is a predicted model, not a curated record.